UUUGCUUUGGCCCCUUGCGCCUAGAAAUGGGGAGCUCCUCCGCCGAGGCCAGGGUUUCUGUGGAUCGCGAUUGCGAGUGCAUCCAUUUUCAUUUCCGUUUUCCUUGCCAUGCUGCUGCGCCGGGGAGAAUGAAGCAUCUCGUGAGCUUUAGUUCUCUCAAUCGCUUGCUUCUUCUCAAUCAUGUCUUUGAUCUCUAUCACUGCCUGAAAGAGAGAAGCUCUUCGUUAGCGUAGCGAGUUUUGUUCCUGCUCGCCGAUCACGCAGCAAUGUAUGCGUCGCCAAGGAGGAUUUUGGUGGUCGUGGAUGCUUCCAAGGAUCAACUCAUUUCUUCGCAAGCUCUCACUUGGACGCUCAAUUCGUUUGCUCGGCCCGACGAUGUGAUCAGGCUGCUUGGUGUUCUUCUCCAGCCGGCCAAAACUUCGCAAGCAAUGAGACUGGGACACAAGUCCCGAGCUGAUCUCGAUCCAGAUGUUAUAUCUGCUGCGAACGAGGACAACUUUGCUAAGCUCAAAGAAAAUUCCCAGGUUGCUCUGAGCUUCGCCAUUAUUCGAGGGUUUCAAGCGAGAAAUGUAUUACUCCGGGAUGCAAAGGUUUUUGCUCCGACAUGGAUUGUUAUGGACAGGUUUAUGAAGAAGGAAGUUACAUAUAUCAAUGAGCUGCUGGAGUGUAACUUGGCAGUCAUGGAUAAGCACGGGAAAGGACGCGUCGUGAAACUCGUCACUCCCGAUAAAUGCGAUGUGGACUCCAGUGAUCUCUUUGAGCUAGAGGUUCCACUCGGUCUGACUAGCAUGGACUCCUGCACCGACCACAAGCGCAAAGUGGAUUCUUCGCCGGAAAACAACAAUGCAAAUCAGCGCAGCGCUGCUUCUGCAAACGCACCAGCUGUUAGUGGUGAAGCCACUGACAGUACUACAUUCGCAAGUGAACUCGUGAAAUCCAACGGCCAGGUGUCAACAACAGACUCCGGUUUCAUUGCAGAAGAGUCUGCAGCUCUUGGAUCAAGAUCAUUUCGAUGCUUUCUGAAGCUCAGUCCCGAUAAGAACUCACCGCAAGGUAGCAUAGAGGCAGUCUCGGAUCGGCCAAGCUGCGGCAUGGUUCCUAUUUCUGUACAGCCAGACCGCCGAUCGGAGAUGCUGGAGCUCUUAGGCGGGCCCAACGAGCUCGAAACCAAGCUUUUCGAUAGUUAUGUCGAGGAAUCAUCAAUGUUGCUAGGAAGCAAGUUGCACCAAGAAGCCGGCGGCAACGAGGAAGCAUUUUUAAAGGACGUGGUUAGUGAUCUGGAUCGUUGCUUCAGUGUGGUCGAGAACCAUGAGGCCAAAGGAGCGUCAGGAAAUCAAGGGGCAGCCCCGCUUUGUCAUCUGUGCAACAACAAGUCACCACGUUUUGGAACGCAACCAAUCGUGUUUUCGUUCAGUAAGAUCGAAGAGGCGACGAAUAAGUUCUCCAAGGAGAACUUGGUGGCCGAAGGCGGCUUUGGAUUUGUCUACAAAGGCGUCCUCUCAGAUGGGCAGCUGGUUGCUGUAAAGCAACACAAGCUCGCGAGCAGGCAGGGGGACAGGGAAUUCAAGGCCGAAGUUGAAGUUCUUAGUAGUGCUCAACAUCGAAAUCUGGUAACUCUGAUUGGUUACUGCACCGAAGGUGGCCGGAGAAUCCUCGUUUACGAGUUCGUCUGCAAUGGCUCGCUGAAUAAACAUCUCUCCAGAAAGAAUCCGAAGCCACUUGACUGGCCCUCAAGACAGAAUAUCGCCUUGGGAGCAGCCAGAGGGUUGCGUUACCUCCACGAAGAAUGCCGCAUCGGAUGCAUUGUUCAUCGUGACGUGAGACCAAACAACAUUCUUGUGACGCACGAUUUCACUGCACUGGUGGGAGACUUUGGCCUUGCAAGAUGGCAGGCACGUGGAGACACAGCGGAACAAACUCGCGUCAUUGGCACGAUCGGGUAUGAAGUAUCAUCCGUUUUCAUGUGUCUUCACGAGCUGAUUUUCUCUUUUCCAAGGUACGUAGCUCCCGAGUAUGCCGAGACAGGACAGAUUACCGAAAAGGCAGAUGUUUACUCCUUUGGAUUGGUACUUCUAGAGAUCAUAACCGGCCGUCCUGCGUUUGAUAGCUACCAGCAACCGGGGCAGCAGCAUCUACCAGACUGGGCAACACCUUUUCUGGCAGCACGCGCCGCCCAUGAACUUUUAGACGAGAGAAUCGACGAGUCCUCGGUCGACGAGUACGAGCUUAUCAACAUGGUGACGGCAGCCAGCCUUUGCAUCCAAAAGGACCCGAGCAAAAGGCCCAAGAUGACCCAGGUGGUCAGGUAUCUCGAAGGAGACGACAGGGAGACUACUCCAUUGUCGCCUCUUGUCGACCACAAUGCCAACUUGGAGCUCCUGGUGCCAUCCAAGCCCGUCCCCCCGCGCACUUCUGUACAGUUCCUCCUUCCUAUCUUUGACAAGAUGCUCGAGGAAAUCAAGCCCAGGGCCCCGAGGAGAUCGAGCAUUUCCUAUGAUGAGAUGCUGUGAGAGCACUGGGAGAGCAAAUCUUUGUACAUAGUCGUGUACAAAACUUAAUUUCAUUAUUUAUAGCCUCUCAUUCAAUAACUUGGUUUGAAUGCUA
This is a messenger RNA of Selaginella moellendorffii, 2604 nucleotides long. RefSeq names its product inactive protein kinase SELMODRAFT_444075-like. NCBI's taxonomy places the organism in Eukaryota, Viridiplantae, Streptophyta, Lycopodiopsida, Selaginellales, Selaginellaceae. Gene Ontology annotation, biological process: protein phosphorylation. The record is from RefSeq and is a predicted model, not a curated record. The coding region runs from base 267 to 2510 and encodes 747 amino acids. Gene Ontology annotation, molecular function: protein tyrosine kinase activity; ATP binding. The transcript has 9 exons.